GUUUGUUGUUAAACUGGUAGUGCUGCUCAGUCUCAGUAAGGGAUGACAUCUCUCAAAAAGGCUUUAAAAACCCACUUCGGGUUCGACAGCUUCAGGUCUAAACUGCAGGAGGAUGUCGUCAAAGCGGUCAUUAAAGGGGACAGGGAUGUGUUUGUGUGCAUGCCCACAGGAGCAGGGAAGUCCCUGUGCUACCAGCUGCCUGCCAUGCUGGCUCAGGGCAUCACCCUGGUCAUAUCCCCGCUCAUCGCUCUCAUUCAGGACCAAGUGCAUCACCUCAGGGAGCUGAACAUCCCUGCCUGCUCCAUCAACUCCAAGCUCCCUGCGGGGGAGCGCCGCAUGAUCCUGACUGACCUGGAGAGCGAGAGCCCGAAGCUGAAGCUGCUCUACAUCACCCCGGAGAUGGUGGCGUCUCCUUCCUUCCAGCCGUGCCUGGACGGCCUGUGCUCCCGGGGCCUCCUCUCCUACCUGGCUGUGGAUGAGGCGCAUUGCGUCUCCCAGUGGGGCCACGAUUUCAGGCCUGACUACCUCAAACUGGGUGAGCUGCGCACCCGCCUGCUAGGGGUGCCCUGUUUGGCGCUUACAGCUACAGCGCCCAAGAACGUGCAAGAGGACAUCCUUCACUCCCUGAGGCUGCGCAUGCCGUUGCACUUUGCCACGCCAGUUUUCCGCAGUAACCUGCGCUAUGAUGUCAUCUAUAGGGAGCUGCUACCAAACCCCUAUGCCCACCUCCACGCCUUCAUUAAAGAGUCUCUGGCACUGGUCAGUGGGGCCAAAGGACAGCAGGGUUGUGGGAUUGUGUACUGUCGGACCAGAGAAAGCUGUGAAACAGUGGCCCACCAGCUGACUAAACUUGGAGUCUCGGCCAAGCCUUAUCAUGCAGGUUUGAAGGCAGGAGACCGUACCGAGGCCCAGAGUGACUGGAUGCAGGGCAAGGUGCUGGUUAUUGUAGCCACCAUUAGCUUCGGCAUGGGCGUAGAUAAGGCUAACGUCAGGUUUGUAGCCCAUUGGAACCUUGCCAAGUCGCUGGCCAGUUACUACCAGGAGUCUGGGCGAGCAGGGAGAGAUGGGCUGCCCUCCUCCUGUCGAACCUACUACUCCCACAGAGACAAGGAGCAGAUGAACUUCCUGAUCAACAAGGAGGUCGUCCGCAAACAGGAGAAGCGUGGCUCCGCGAAGGACUCUGACAAAGCAGCCAUCACAGACUUCGAAGCCAUGGUGGCAUUUUGUGAACAAGAAGGCUGCCGUCAUGCCACCAUCUCAAAGUUCUUUGGAGACAAGACUCCCAACUGUGCCGGUGCGUGCGACUACUGCCGUAACCCCAAGGCUGUACGGGCUCAGAUUGAGAGGGCGGCUGUGCUGAGCACCAAGAUAGCAGCAGCUCAGAGCAACGAACCCAGGGGCCCGUUUGGCUUUGACCCCGAUCUGUAUGCAGGAGGAAAACGGGGCUAUGGAUUUGAGAGGUACGAUGAAGGCGAAGCUUUCAAUUCUGAUGAUGAAACUACAAAGAGGAAGAAGGAGUUCGGUGACCUCUUCAAGAAGCAGAUGGAUCUUCGAAAGGCCAGUGCUGGUCAAAAGGAAGUCUUUGUUCUGCCAGAUGCUGACUGCCCGCUCAGAGAGGCCAGCAGCCAGAGGAUCCCCAAGCUCACCGUAAAGGCCCGGGAACACUGUCUGUCCCUCCUGCAGGAGGCACUGAGUGACCACCAGGGGGCAGAAAGUGCAUUCAACUGUGACUCCCUCUCUCUGGCAGUGGAUAUUGAACAUGAGGUCUUCAAGAACAGCAAGUCCGCCAACUUGUACAAAGCCAGUGUCCUGAAGAAAGUAUCAGAGAUGAAGAAAGGAGCACCUGCUUCAGCAGCAGGAGGAGGAGGAGGAGGUGGAAGACCAAGAGAGGAAGGAGAGGAUGGGAUGGGCAGCAGCUCCAGCUUGACCAGAGAAUCAGAGUCAAAACCCAAGGAGGAGGCGGCAUCUUCAUCCUCCUCCUGCCUCAGCGAGGAGCUGCACGGGUUCACACCUGCAUCCCAGAUCUACUCUAUGAAGCGUAAGAGGAUAGGGGCAGGCCAGAGGGGCUCAUCCAAUCCCUUCCAGACGGCUAAGGAGUUGCUGCAGUCCUCAAAUGGUGAUCCAGCGUCUAACAGAGGUGGGUUCUACCACGACAGUUUGGGAAGCUCUCGAGAUUUGGAUAGCGAGGUGAAGAGGAAGAGGAGAGAUGAGGCAAGCUCAGAUACGUCUUCAGUCGUGACAUCAUCCAUCAGAGCCAGAGCGAAUGCCGUCGCCGCCUCCUUGAACAGCCCGACCAAGGGAGGCAGGGCGCUGAGCAAGAAGCAGCAGAAGCUGGCGGAAGCUGCGAAGAACUCACGCAACAUUUCCCUGUACUUCGGGAAGAAGCCAACGACAGAGAACAGCCACAAGCCGGACACGCAGAAGGGAGUCGAUGCUGCCUCUUCUCAGAACAAUGAGAUGAUUCCCCAAACAAAUGUCACCCAACAGGAAACCUCACCUGCCACUGAGGAAGAAGAUAUGGAUACUGUUCCUAUGGCAACAAGUCCUAUAGAUUUAGUUACUGAGGACACGAUUCAAGCAGAAAGUAAAACAGAAGUGAUUGUUAUACAUGAUGAUGGUGAUGAUGAUGAACUGCAGACAGUUGAGAUGGUGAAGAAGGGACUGACUCAAGAGAUUUCCAAACAGGAUACCAAGUCCAACACAGAGCAAAGUGUACUUCAGGAAGAAGCUGAGUCACUUCCAAUAGAGAGGUUGACAGAUGAUAUGAAAGCAGCAGAGGAGUCCUCCCAUCCCGCCAAACACAGCUGCCCCCCUGAGAAGAACGGGAACAGACGGAGGGUGACCUUUAACCCCCACGUGCAGGAGAGCACACUGCACCCUGUUCAUGAGCCACCCAAACCUGUAAGCCUGAAGGAAGUGGCUGAUAUCGUGGUGCGCUGUCUGGACCCAUUUUACGCUCAGGGGAAGUUUGCCACCAAGGAUCUGUUCAAGUCAUUUGCUCGCUACUUGUCUCACCUUCUUGCGGAGGGGAGGAGUCAGGGAAGAGGCCAAGUCAAGGCAGAGACCAAGGCUCUGGUCAAGAAGUUCUUCAGCAGAGUCAAGCGCUGCGAGAAUGAGGCGGACUGGAAGGACCUCAAACGACUUCACAGCUCCAACACCACCGAGAACAAGGAAUGAAGGGGAAGAGACACAUAGCCACUUCCAGGAAGGGUGAAAGACCUUCCUCUUUGUCAAUGCCUGUGCUUCUGUUGCGCCUCUGUGGUGUCACCAUACAAGGCUUUCCCACAGAGCUCUCGCUGACCAAGCUGGUUUGCUGCUAGGCUUCCACUAUUUCAAGCCUCAUCGCCGCCCCAGUCAUGCAUCUCAAUAAUGUCGCAAUAAAACACGUCGAAUAUAUACAACCUGACUGCUGAGCAGAAUGAGCCCCGCAGGAUGUAAACCAGACAGGUCUGUGUUUGGUGGGUUUUACACGGGCAGCCAAGACGUACGAGAGAGGGAUUGUUUCAAAUCCUGUUACUGCUGCUACAUCGUCUCAGGCUGCUGGACCGCGGGACGUGAAGCCAACUAAAUGUCCAUGAAGUCUAGACGUGAUGUGAAACUGACUACUCUGUUUGUCUGUCUUAUCUUUUUAUGUUGUUUUUAUGCUUUGAUACCUGAUCUCGUCACCUUAGCAGCGAGUCUGGCAAUGAGAGAAUGUGUGCAGUAGGAUGCUUUUUUUUUUUUUUUUUUAAAUAUAAAAAUUAUAGAGUUUACUAAUAUGCUUUGAAAUGAGGGAGAUGUCCAGUAGCUGUGUGCUGCAGCUGGAAGCUGUUCAUUGUGUGUUUUUGUUAGGAACUGACCGAGAGGCCGUGGCUUUCUGUCCCGGCUGGGUCAUAAAUAAGUCCAAAGAUACUUUAUGAACACAAAACCCUUCCUGUCCGGAGAUAGUGAACAGCACUACUGUUUGCUCCGAACUGUUUACAAUAAAGUCUAUGCACAGA
Molecule: messenger RNA, 3980 nt
Organism: Myripristis murdjan (pinecone soldierfish)
Lineage: Eukaryota; Metazoa; Chordata; Actinopteri; Holocentriformes; Holocentridae
Gene: recql5
Product: RecQ helicase-like 5
Exons: 19
Coding region: 43-3177 (1044 amino acids)
Biological process (GO): regulation of DNA-templated transcription; double-strand break repair via homologous recombination
Cellular component (GO): cytoplasm; chromosome; nucleus
Molecular function (GO): nucleic acid binding; 3'-5' DNA helicase activity; ATP binding
Source: RefSeq, a predicted model, not a curated record